This is a messenger RNA of Pezoporus occidentalis (night parrot), 5153 nucleotides long. It is a transcript of the gene CCDC63, whose product is annotated as coiled-coil domain containing 63. The record is from RefSeq and is a predicted model, not a curated record. Lineage: Eukaryota; Metazoa; Chordata; Aves; Psittaciformes; Psittacidae. The transcript is spliced from 16 exons. Bases 3488 to 5137 code for a protein of 549 amino acids. Gene Ontology annotation, biological process: outer dynein arm assembly; cilium movement. Gene Ontology annotation, cellular component: axoneme.
CAAAGCACCGUCAAUUCUUGUUAAAGGAGGCGCAGCCACGAGGGAAGGGGAGAAGUGACAGCUGAAGGCAAAUCUGUCAAGGCCCCAUCAUCACCUCGAUCACCACCGUGUCUCCACAGUGACAGCCAGUACUUGGUGUCCUGGUUGAAGGGGGCUGUGGUUUUAUGCACAAAGUCUGUCGCAUGUAGGUUUUUGCUGUGUGGGUAUAAAGAAUAAGGACUCUACAGCAGCAACCUCUGUGAUGAGCCAGAAAUAUUAAAAUGCCACCACGAAAUUAUCUUUUAAUAACCUGUAUUUUCUCUGCUGGAAAUAACAAACCUCGCCUCACACCGGCUUCUCUGAUUAGAAAGGGGACCCAGCCAAGGUGUUAUAAAUAUAGACUCAUAGACUCAUAAUACCAGGUUGGAAAGGACCUCGAGAUUCAUCUGGUCCAACCUUUCUUGGCAAAAGCACAGUCGACACGAUGUUCCAGUACCCUGUACAGCUGAGUAUUUAAAAUGUUCAACGCUGGGGACUCCAUCACUUCCCUGGGGAGAUUAUUCCAGUGGUUGAUUGUUCUCACUGUGGAUAAUUUUAUUCCUCAUGUAGUUGAUAAUAAAAGUCCCAAAUAAGUAACUGAUGCCACAGUCUGAGGCUGAUUUGGUAAAACAACAAUAUGGAUUGAAUCCGCUAUGUUUUAACGCGAGUUCCCAGGCCAAUGUGCAAGACUAUUUUGUUCUCCGGUGUUGCUCACAACAAUGAGUUAUUUCUAGAGGGGGAACAAUCAGGGAAAUCCCUUUGUCCUUAAACCCUGCACACAGCUUAAAGCAUUCUGUAAUUUUGAAGCUGUGGUUCCUAUAUUCCCCCCCCCCCUUCUUUCUGUUUGUCUACAAUUUGCAUUCCACUUUGCUCCAUACAGGAUGAUGUACGGUUUAUCUCACUCGCAGCUCUGAGACCUUUGUGUCUUUUCCUCCUUCCCCUCCCUGUAAUUCCACAAAUAAAUCACUGCUUUGGUAAUGUUCCUUGGAAACCUCCAUGUAAAAUAUCUUUCCCCACUGAUUUGUCCUCCCUAUCUCAUGCGCAUGCCACUUGGUUCAUAAUCUGUGUUUAAUGAUACAUAUAUAUAUAAUACUCACCUACAUACAUUAUUGUUUUGUACAUAUAUAUACGUAAUAUAUACUCACACAUACAUAAGCCAUGUGUAUAAAAUAAUAUGUAUGUACACUAUAUACACAUGUGUUUGUAUAUAUGCAGAUAAUAAUAAAUCCCCUUAUUUUAUCCCUGUAUGUAGGUGGAUCCUAAGAAAUGCGAGUCACCCACACUUCCCCUUCUCUUAGAUUACAUAUUUGCUAAGUCCAUGAAAUCCAAUGUGUUUGUGUACAUUUCAAACAAAGAUCUACACAGCCUGUUCAAACACAGCAAAAACAAGCGGGUGACUUGUGGGUCAAAUGUUAUUUUUCCUAGCUCAAUACACAGCCACGAUUUCAAUGUUUUCAUAACUCCUACUGUUUGCAUCCAGAUUUUCCUUGUGUUACAAUCAAGAUAAAGGUUUUUUUUUUCCAUCCUUCUUGCUUCUGAUGUCUAAAAUGUUUUGCUGACCCUCAAAUUACAGGUGCUGCAGAGAUUUGGGGUAGGCGGUGGUGAUUUGUCAGACAAAAGAAGAGCAGCUGGAACAUGCCGCAAGGCUGAUGUGGAGAUGGAGGGGUCCAUGUCCUGCUUGGAAGGGAGCUGAUGACGCACAGGCAGCUGUAUUUUCACCACCAAGCUCAGCAUGGCCCCAGCUUUGCUCAAAGGAUGCAACCUGGCUUGUCUUCCUUCUCCUUCCUCACUGCACACAGAUUGAAGACUGCAGUCAUAGAAGAGCUAGACGGGUUUUCAGGUCAGGAUUGACUGCUCAAUUUGGGGGAUUAAAGAAGCCAGGUACAGACUCAAGGACAGCUGAAGCAUGGGAUGUCAGAGGAAAGCCUGGCUGGAUGAGCAGGGAAUUGUGCUGCCACAGUCUUGCUCCAUAGUGAUGGAGAGACACAAAGACUAAGUGUUGUUGCAGAUGCUGGGCAUGAGAGCCUUUUCUCCCAGAAGGGUGUGUGCUGAGGACAGGCAGGCAAGGAGAAGUGACAUCAUGCAGGGAGAGAAUGGCUCAGCAUUUGAGGAUUAGAUGGACCAAAACUGCAUGAAGGUUGGUAUGGUUCAUGCACAUAUGAAGAUAGCCAUUCUUCAGAGGAAAGAACUAAAACCUGGGGAGAAGAUGUGCUCAUGGGAGGCCAUUCGCAAGCCAAGUCUCGAUAAGAAGACAAAGAUUUGUUGGAUUCAGAUGCUACAGACUAUCUCAUCCUGCUCUGAUUACUGUUCUGCUCAGCCACAGCUUAAAGGUCCAUCCAGACAAUGAAGUCACCCUCACUCAGAGCAAGUCUGACAGCUGAGCAUUGUUUGGGUGAAAACAACCUCCUUUAGUAAAAUAAAUGAGUGUGACAGACACAGACUCUACCAAGUCAGAACCCUCCUCAAUAGUUUAAUUUACUGACUUGUUCAUUGCUAAACAAUUGAGAAUUGGUCCAUGGAGAAGGAACACAAAAAGGACAGAUAAUAUGGGCUGUAUUUUGAGGUUGGACUAGUCCAAGCCAAGGGAAAAUAGGCGUUUGAGCCAUUCAGCAGCAUUGCUUCUGGGAAAAUAAUGACCACCCCUGCAGCUCUACCUUUACUCUGGACUGGAGGUUUGGCCUUAUUUCUGCUGAGGGUGAAGAGAAGCAAACUGGAGAGAAGGGGAUCUGCAGUAUGACACAGCCAGGGCCACCGAGACAGAGUGACAACUUCAUCCCUGGAGAUGUUGCUGUUACUAUCCCACGGAGCUGUCACUCAUGCAGGAACAGCACAAAAAGCUCUGGGAGCUUCCCUGGGCCCCUGUGGGACCCUCAGGCUCUGGUGCCUUCCCAGCGUUGCUCUGCUUUUGGUUGAGAUUCUUCUUAUCUAACGUCACAUUCUGCUUUUUGCCAUGAAAAUCAUUUCCAAUUAAACGCAUCCUCAGAGCCUAUCUGGCUGUGAAUUAGCCUGGAACUUGAUGACUGGCUUGUUAGCUCAUCAAAGUCUCCAGGCUAACGGGGAUGGGCAGCCUCAGGAGUGAUGUGCUGGCUGGGGAUUUUGCUCUUUGCCUUGAACUCACCGCAGCUCUGCAAACCGAGACACGGAUGCCCUUUGCUCACCUUCAGCACUUCUCUAUUCCCCUUCAUCCCGCAGCUGAGUAAGCAGCACAAGGACUACAAAACACAGCCCUGCUGCAGCCUCCAGCUCUACCUCAUGCUUCUGCCCUCCAGGGAUCGCAGGGUUUGCUGAAUCCCUGGGAAGAAGCUGGACACGCGCUCCAUCUUAUGAGGAAGGGAUUAUCAUAGCCCUUGUGAUUCAGCCCACAGCUCCCGUGUGCAUGGAAAGGAGAGAAGCGGGCCUGUCCCCGUGGAGGCUCUAUCUUCCCCUUCCCAAGGUGCCUGCAGGGUGACUGCAGAAUUAGCUGGAAGAAAUGAGGAAGUCGAAGAGGCAAGGACACCCCUCGAGGCAGGACCUUUCAGAUGAGCCUGUGAAGGUGUCAGAAAGGAUGGUUGUGUCCGAGAUCAACAGACUGCAGAAACAGUUUCGGAUAGCAAUGGAGAAGAGGAAGUCUUACAGUACCAACCUGAAACAGCAAAUACUGGCCCAGGAAAAAGAAAUAGAAUCUCUGACUCAAGAACAGAGAGAGGUGUCACUAACAAUAGGCCAGAUCAUGUCCCCAAAAAAUAGGAUGCUGGAUGACAGAAAUUGCAAAGAGGCCCAAUACCUUUUGCAGAUCAGAUAUCAGUAUGAUUGUCUGAUUAGAGAAAGAAAAGCACUGUUAGCUGUCCUGGACAACCAGAUAGAAGAGCUGGAAAAAAAGGUUGUGAAGCAAAACCUGAUAGCAAGCAAGGUGAAGCAAGCAAACUGUAUCAAACAGCUGCAGAAGCAGAUUGACACACUGGAGAUGCGUCUGUACAAUGCCAAUGUCCAUUUCAAUACCAUCCUGGCCAAAAAUGACAAGCUUCGAGAAGAGAUUGAAAGCCUGCAAAUCCAGAAGGCUGUUUUGGACAACUUCUACUUCAAGCUCCAUACAAAGCUGGAUCAGCAGAAGAAAAGGAUGAACACUGCUGUUGAGCAAACCACACAAGCCUACGAGCAGCUGUCAGAGGCCCAGACAAGGAUUGCAGCCAUGAUCGAAAGGCACAAGACAGACACUGCCCAGUACCACAUCGAGAUGCAGGAGCAGGAGCGUAUCCUUGCACGGGAGACCAAAUUGAAAGCCUUCAUGCUUGCCAGAUUUACUGAUCGCUCUGAACUGGAGGAACAGGCCAAAAAGAAAAGAGACUUGAAAGCAGCCCAGAGGGCCAAGAAGAGCGGAGGGGAGUGCUUUGAGACUUGGGAAGUGGCUUACAAACGCCUGCUGGAGCUGGCAGAGGAUGGGAAUGUCGACCAGCUGCUGAGUAGCUUCGUCGAGAAGGAGCAGAAGAGCUUCGCCUGCUUCCUCUAUGCCUCUGAGCUCAAUGACGAUAUGCAGAAGUUGCAGAGGAAGAUCCAGGAACUCCAGCUUGAAAUUGCAUCCCUCAUGAAGGGUCAGAAGCAUGCAAAGACCAAGAGCUUUCAUCUCAUGAAGGAACUGGAGACAAAUCUAACGGAAAGCACCGAGGAAGCCAACUGCUACGAAGACCUGUGCAAAGAGAGAAGCAAAAUCCUGGGCCAGGUCAAAUCCAGCAUGGAAAUCCUGAUCAGAAAAAUCGACUGCGACACUACGGACAUAAUGAAGCAGCUUGGAGAAAAAGGAGAGAUCACGGAUCUGAACCUGAUGCAGUAUUUUGGUCUCAUGGAGAAGAAGACCAAUGAGCUCCUGCUGCUGGAGUCCAUCCUGCGCUACACACUGACUGAAGGCACCUCUCUGGACCUGCCCUUCACCAACCCACUGCUGGGAAGCCCUGAGCUCCUCCAGGAGAUCAACUGGUCCCAGAUCUGCCCACCACCUUCCACCCUGAACGACAACAGCAACGCCAUCGAUGCCUUGGAGGUGCCUCUGGACCACAGUCAGCUCUGUCAGAUGGUUCUCCAGAACCACAAGAAGGACUGGGACAACGCUGCUGGCACAGAUGAGAAUGCACCGGGGAUGGAAUAAAUAGUUUUACUCUUGA